AUGGCAUCCAUCUGGAAGAGAAGCCCUGUGAAGGUGGGAGCGCAGCUCUUGCGUUUUCAACGCUGGUGCCCGGAUUUCAGUAUACAUGAAAAACCAGUUAAAAAAAAUCUUGUUUGGGUAAGGUUUCCAGACCUGCCUCUAGAAUACUGGCAUGAGAAGGUGUUACUAAAAAUGGCUAAGGCUGCGGGCCGCCCGGUGGCUCUUGAUCAUCAUACGAAGACUUUAAUGUACGGGAACUCUGCUCGUGUCCUAGUGGAGAUGGAUGCAGGAUCUGCAAGACCUGAGGAAAUUCAGGUAGAGCGACAACAGCCAGGAACUGCAAACUUGUUUUGGUUUGAGCAGAAAGUGCUCUACAAGGACUCAAUGGGGCAGUGUGGAUUUUGUAAAAAAGUGGGACAUGUCCUAUCUGAUUGUAAAGAGAAGAAGAUAGAAGACUCGAGAGCUCGUCGGAUGGAGCCUAAUCAAGGAGUCCCAGGAGCAAUAUAUGUCAAUGACUCUCCUAGGGGAACAGUGGUGCCUUCCACCUUUUCUUCUUCAUGUCGAUCUCAGCAGGGGGAUGCUCGUGAUGCCGGUGAAGAUGGGGCCACCUUACACGGUAGUAGGGAGGAGGCAUUGGGGGUUGCUGAACCGACCAUGGAGGAGAGAGGAAACGACAGGGAGGAUUCUCCUAUUUUGGAAAGCUCCUUAAACAUGGCAAGUGGGGGCGUUCAGACUCCUAGGGAGGAUAUGAUGCCUCCAUCAAGGAGACAUUCUCCUUUGGGCUCCAAUGUGGAUUCUCUUUCCAAAAAUAAUAGGAAUUCCAGUCAACAUGAGAUUCCAAAUUUUGAAAUUGCUAACAGGGCUGACACGCAUCCAAACCUUUGGAUCAUGUGGAAGCAAGGGCUAAGGAACCCAUUAAUAUCCUCCAUUUCAGAGCAGCAUUUGUCAGUCCAGGUGGAGUGGAAUGGUAGAAUGCUUAAUGUCUCUAUGGUGCACGCAAAAUGCCUCAGAGUAGAAAGGAGGUCUCUAUGGAUGGAUUUAGUUUCCGGUGGUUCGGGAGCACCGAGAAUGAUUAUUGGGGAUUUUAAUGCAACCCUUUAUGAUCAUGACAGAAGAGGGCCAGGAAGAUUCUUUGUUGGCGCAGCCUCUGAGUUCGCCGCCAUGGUAGAUGCUUUAGCUUUGAUCCAAAUCCCUUCCGCGGGAAGAAAAUUUACUUGGACUAAUAACCGAAGAAGGGGUAAUGUUGUUGCGGUUCUUGAUAGAACUUUUGUGAAUGAAGAGUGGAUGAAGAUCUUUGACGAUUGCAUUCAAAAGGUGCUGAUUCGUGUUGCAUCAGACCAUGCUUCUCUGAUGGCCUGCUCGAAGCUGAAGGCUCUGAAGCCUAUUAUUAGAUCUUGGUCUAGGGAAGCCUUCCCUAAUCUGGAUCAGGAGGUGAUUACAUCCAAGGCUGAGCUGGAGAAUAUUCAAAGAAGCAUUGAGAAAGAGGGCCUCACUGAGCAGCUUUUUGAUCAGGAAGCCGAUGCCAAUACCAAAUACUGGAAAGCAAUGGAAAACCAGGAGAAAUUGUGGCUUCAAAAAUCCAGGGUUAGAUGGCUUAAGGAAGGGGAUAGAAUUCUUCAAGAUUUGGACCAAGAGAUGUUGGAUGCCAUUCCCUUUGAAGAGGAGAUCAAGAGAGCUGUGUGGGACCUCAAUCCUUAUAGCUCUCCAGGCCCUGAUGGCUUCACGGGAGCGUUCUUCAGAAAAUGCUGGGAUAUAAUCCAUGACGAUGUUUACAGAGCAGUCAAGGGAUUUUUUUCAUCAGGGAGCCUUUCAGAAGGGAAGCUUAGUCAGACAAAUAUAAGUCUAGCUUCAGAAUUGGAAAACUUAAUGGGGCAGACCUCUAGAGGAGGCGGUCUUGGACUCAAGGUAGACAUCAAAAAGGCGUUUGACACUAUCUCCAAGGAUUUUCUAUUCCAAGUGCUCAGACAGUUUGGUUUCUCUGAAAAAAUGAUUGGUUGGAUUCAUACCUUGCUUCAGUCGGCCAAGAUUUCAGUGCUCCUGAAUGGCGGUCCUGUGGUUUUUUUCGAAGUCAGCAGAGGGGUUCGUCAAGGAGAUCCCAUCUCCCCCAUCCUAUUCAUUAUUGCCAAAGAGGUUCUCUGCCGUGGCGUGAGUGACUUAGCUGCUAAAUCUCAGAUAAAGCCACUAUCGAGUCCUCAUGGUGCUGAUGUCCCUACGCAUCUCUUAUUUGCCGAUGACGUCUUCAUUUUCAUGAACGCUUCUAAGAGGUACGUUAGAAAUUUGAAGUCUUUCCUUACUAUCUAUCAAAAAUGCUCUGGGCAGUUUUUUAAUUUAGAGAAAAGCAAGUUGUUCUUGGGGAAAAUUCCUUCAGUAAGGAAGCAGUGGAUUGCAGAAGAGUUGGACAUUCCUUGCUACAACUUCCCAACAAAAUACCUGGGCGUUGAGAUCUUCCAAGGCCGAGUGAAAAGAGAUCCCCUUCUCCCUGUUAUGGACAAAAUUAAAGCCAAGCUGGCUGGCUAG
Macadamia integrifolia is the source of this 2496-nucleotide messenger RNA. RefSeq lists its product as uncharacterized. The record is from RefSeq and is a predicted model, not a curated record. The transcript has 5 exons. NCBI's taxonomy places the organism in Eukaryota, Viridiplantae, Streptophyta, Magnoliopsida, Proteales, Proteaceae. The coding region runs from base 1 to 2496 and encodes 831 amino acids.